This is a messenger RNA of Marmota monax (woodchuck), 592 nucleotides long. Its product is annotated as diacylglycerol kinase gamma. The record is from RefSeq and is a predicted model, not a curated record. NCBI's taxonomy places the organism in Eukaryota, Metazoa, Chordata, Mammalia, Rodentia, Sciuridae.
GCUUUCUCCCUGUGAAAUCCCAAUCUCAGCAGCACAUCUUCCACAUAAUGGCAGGGAGGGACCUGUCUGCUCAGCUCUGAGCUUUUGUGGUGCAUAUUUUUGAAGUAUUGGAGGAGAGACGAGUGAGGGAGGGAGGAAGAAACAGAACUUCCCCAAUUCCACAGGAGUGAUUGUGUGUUACUUAUGUUACACCUUGCAAAUUGAGUCUUCACAACAAAAAGUCAAUGCCAUUUCUAAUUCUUUCUAUACUGCAUAAAAUAGCUUUAUAUAUUUCCCCAACAUAUGGUUUAUGCUUUGCAAGUAGUAAAAUUUAUAUAUCUUGGUCUCUUUCCAAAUCAUGAACAAAUAUCAUGCAAUGGAGUUGACAUUUUAAUCCAAAAAGUGUUUAAAGUUCACAAAUCAGUGUGGCUGCUGACUGAACCUUGUGAUGUACAAUGCAACUUUUCCCCAGCACAGGCAAGUCCCAGGUCACUAUUGGACAGAGGAAAGACAGGUAUAUGGUACCUUUCUCCAUUAAUAACCCUUUGUUUUUAGCCAAGUUUUGCCCUGAAAUUAAAGGCAGAUACAAAUGAAUAAAAUGGCCCUCAUAAAA